This is a messenger RNA of Morchella sextelata, 666 nucleotides long. RefSeq lists its product as uncharacterized. The transcript is spliced from 3 exons. The record is from RefSeq and is a predicted model, not a curated record. Bases 1 to 666 code for a protein of 221 amino acids. NCBI's taxonomy places the organism in Eukaryota, Fungi, Ascomycota, Pezizomycetes, Pezizales, Morchellaceae.
AUGAUCAACGUGCUUGUGCUCUUUGUUGCUCUGCUGUCUGUCGUUGCUUGCCGUCCACUGCCGGGGCCGGAGCUUGGGAUCGAGGCGUUUCAUACCCCUGAGAUCCACCCUGCAAGUACGGGUGCGGGACGGGAGGUCUAUCUACAAGCUGAUACUGCCCCUGCGGGUGUUCUAGACGGCAUCGCGAGUACUGGUGGUGGUAGUGGCUCUGGGUGGGAGAUAAGUGACGUCGACACCACAAGCUCUAGCUCUAGCCCCACCACUCCCCCCCCAUCCGAACUCUCAUUGGGAACAUCACCGCCAGCUACAAAGUCACUCUUCAAGCGCGCCGUCCCCACCAAGACCAUCAACGCCAUAAUUUGGACCUUCAUCACCCCCUGCUUCGUCAUAUACAUCGGCGGCAUGGCCUCUCUGCCGGGCACCCGCCUGCACCGGUGGCUCCAGGCCUGUAGGCGACGGUGCAGCAGGGGACGGUACUGCGUGUGUGGGUUCCGCAUGGACGUGCGCGUGAGUUGGAAGGACGGGGAGUGGCGGACGAGGUUUAGGGACGGUGUGGAUGUGGAGCGGGACGGUGGGGUGAAUGGAUGGGGUGUCCAGGUGCAGGAAGAGGAGGAGGGGGCGAAGGUGAAGGUACCGGAGAAGGCGUUUUUGGGGUGGAGGAAGUAG